UCAGAACUCAAGUGUAUUCAUGUGUGCGGGCAAUUUUACGAAUGUUUAAUAGCACACCUGUCAUUAUUAAAACUCAAUCGAAGUGGAGGACCCACGAAAUUUAAAAGACAGCUGUUUGGUAUGGACCCUAAUUAUAAUUUUAAUCAAGGAGUUAAUCCUCCUGAAUCUUAUAACGCAGUGCCCUCCACACAGAACAUGCAAGGGACUAAUAUAUGGACUGGGAAUUAUCCCAACUUUCCGCAAAUGCAGCAACUCAACGCACAGCUCGGUGCAAUGAAUUUGAACAAUUCUGGAACAAAUUAUUUGGAUGCUUACAUGUCCAUGGCAAGAAAUGACGCAUCAGCUGCACCUAACAAUGGACCAUACAUUAUCGCGUCUGUACAGCCAUCUCCGGUGACAAUUACUCAAGGAACGCCCGGACUGAACAUGCAAACUUUACAAGCCAACUUACCAACUAAUGUUACGGGCUUUCCAAAUGGACAAUUUCCAGUACCACCCCAGGCAAACCAAGUUUCAGGUGUGAUGACACCGGAGCAAUUUGCCUUGUGGACGCUUCAAACAAACAUAGCUCUUGGAAAUAUAUCACAGGAAGCUUUAGUUAACAAUCUUCAAUCCAUUCCAAAGGGUUCUGUGUCAGUGCCGAUAACCGUUGCCAGUAUUUUACCUCAGGCAUCUCAAGAAGCCGUCUCGCCGACCACCUCCCUCAGUUCUAAUUCCGCUCCCCAAACACCGACUACCCCAGGGACAGGGCAUGUUUCCGAAGGGACACCAGGAAUUGGAAGACCUUUGCACGUGCAGCUGAAUGAAACCGGAAGUACUUCGUCCAGUUCCAUGCCUGGAUCGCCUUCAAGCAUAUCAGGACACUCUCUUCCGGAGACAUCAACUUCCUGUCCUCUUUCUCCGGAUUCUGAAAAUGUUUUCUUAAAUGGUGAAUGGAAAUCCGGAAAUGUUCCCAUUCGUUCACAUUCUCUUAAAUAUCAAGUGAAAUAUCCUAAGGAUAAGUGUUAUAAAUGUAUGAAGAAGAUCUACCCAAUGGACAAAACGGGCCCAGUAAAAGACGCAAUGUAUCAUAAAGGGUGCUUUGUUUGCAAAGUGUGUAAAACUCUUCUAAAUAUGAAGAAUUAUUACCUAAACAAAAAUGACACAUUCGACCAUGACGUUUACUGCAAGUCGCAUCAGCCCGUGGGCACGGGGAAAGGGACAGAUGCGGACGCUGUUUUAAUUAAAGGUUUAAUGAAUGUUCCAAAACUGGGCAAGGUAAAUGAACAAAUCAGAGGAGACAAAAAUUAUCAUCUGGAUGCCAAUGCAGUAGAAAUAGCCCAUGCACGCAGUGUACCAGCACCCGACCUUCAAAUGGCCAACAAGGUCAAGGAGAAAUCAUGGACUAAGGAUCAGAGGAAGCCGGAAAGUGUUCCUCCGCCGAACGUGGUCCGAUAUAAGGAUCCGGUUCCGGAAUAUGAUCAGGAAAGUUAUGAAAGAUACGUGGUAGAAAACAACCCAGACUACUAGUUUUUGGAUUUUUUUAUACCUUACUUUGGGUAACAAACACAGGAUUUUCUAAAACGGACCUCAAAAUUUAUGUCAGAUUACGGGAAAUCAUCAUACAUUGUAUCUUGGACCAUCUACUUUGGCCAUUAUAUGAUUUAAAUCGCUAUACUUACAGUUUAAACGUUGUGUGAGAUUUAAGCUUGAUUUAAAUUGUAUAAUGGAAAACAAUCCAAAGGUUUUAAACAGAGGAUUUAUUUGACCCAUUGCGUUUUAUACAGUUUUGAUUUCACUGGAGAAAAUAGGUUGGCAAUGGUGCGUGUAGUUAACAAUAGGAACCUGAGGUGUCGGGCAGAGAUUUAAUAAAGCUGACCCUAGUCGCCAACACAUGAAUAUCAGGACACCAAACAAUAAUUAAUAGCUCCUUAUUUCGCCGAAUUGUCCACUGAUGGUGGUUAUAACGUCUAUUGGUUGUUAAAUAGUCGCCGAAUUCGUCAGUACUUAUGGAAAGUUUCACACCUGAAGAGACCCAUUUAGAAUGAGGACACCAGUCGAGUAAUAUCCUCAGAAAUUCUCAAUUAACGCACUAAUAAUUUUGGUGUAAAUCAGUAUCUACUCUUGUGUUAACAUUUGACAUGCAUGAGUAACAGGCAUAUGAUUGAUAUUAUUAUAUUUACAAAUAUACAAGAUAUUUUAUGUACAGCCUAAUAUUUGUAACGGGCAUCAAUCAAAAUUAAGCACAUGUUAAUUAUGAAUGUGGUAUUAUUUUACUUAUAACUGAGAGGCCAGAAAAAAAAACUACUUAUCAUCCAUUUAAACAUGACAUACAGUGUAUAUAAGUAUUUAUAAUGUACCUUUGUUAUUUAUUGUUUGCAAUUGUUUAUAUACCUCAAAAAUACUAUUACGAUGUGUUCUCGGUCUUAUUUUUUCAUCUUGAUUACGAUCUAUGCAGGUCAUCGUUAGAGUUUUCCCAUAAGCACUGAUAUGUCAGCGACUACCUAUUAAAGACGAAGUGCUU
This is a messenger RNA of Saccostrea echinata, 2503 nucleotides long. RefSeq lists its product as uncharacterized. Lineage: Eukaryota; Metazoa; Mollusca; Bivalvia; Ostreida; Ostreidae. The record is from RefSeq and is a predicted model, not a curated record. The transcript has a single exon. Bases 121 to 1509 code for a protein of 462 amino acids.